Molecule: messenger RNA, 2219 nt
Organism: Prunus persica (peach)
Lineage: Eukaryota; Viridiplantae; Streptophyta; Magnoliopsida; Rosales; Rosaceae
Product: UPF0481 protein At3g47200
Exons: 3
Coding region: 667-2118 (483 amino acids)
Source: RefSeq, a predicted model, not a curated record
CAAACAUAGGACCUCAGAUGUUGGGGUAAUUGCCCUUAACCAUUGGAGUUACAACAAGUCCCUUGUAACCUUUUUUUUUUUUUGGUGUGGAAAUUGUAAUAAAAUAUGAAGGACCAGCAUUUUGAUUAUCCAAAUUAGUAAAAAAAAGAAAAUUCAGAAUUUGAAUUUGUCUAAUUUCUAGAUACAUCUUGGACUUAAUUAUUAGCAUUUCCAGCACUUAUAUAAAUCUUAGUAGUGAUUUGGCUUAAGGAUAUAUAGUGUAACUAUUUUUGUGUGUGGAAAUUAUAAGGAAAUAAAGGUUUGCUUUUAAGUAAUUAUUUAUUCAUUAUUCUUUUAAAAAUACAUGUCUUACUUGGAUUCACCUCCUCUUGAAGUAAUGCUCGAUCUUUAUAUAUAUUUCCCUUCUCUAUAUAUAACUUUCUCCAUAUUAGCUUUCUUCAUUUGAGUUCUCUGCUUUCAUUUCUCAAAAUUAAGUUUUUUGUAUUGUCUUCUCAUUGAUUGCCUCAGUCGUCUUGAUUUUUCAUUCAACAUUUCUCCUAAUAGUUGAUCUUUGCUGUUGAAUCUCUGGUUAACUUAUAUUAGAGUUGGAGCUUUAGGCAAUUACAAAUACUGUCCCUCUGCUCUCAAGACUUUCAGGACAAUAUAUACGUAGUUGGACAGGUCAUCAUGGCUAUUGAAACAGAAUGCAGCCCUGAUCGUCCUUAUAUUGUUGGAGAAGAUAAUUUAAUUGAAGCAUUGAAAGAGAGCAUGAGCAAAAAGCUUGGCCCUGCUGCUAAAUCACCCUUGACUGUCAGAACCUGCAUCUUCAAAGUUCCCCCAGUGCUCCGGAGGCAUAAGCCAGAGGCAUAUGAACCUCACGUCAUCUCAAUCGGACCCAUUCAUCGAGACGGUCGUAAACAAUUCCAGCGCAUGGAAACUGUGAAGCUGUGGUAUUUAAAAACCCUUCUCUCCCGCAUGAAUCUAAGCUUAGAAAAAUUCAUCGAUGGCUUUAACGAAUUUUUAUUACAUGAACAUGAGGAGAAAGGCAUCAUUGAGUUUGGGAAAGGAGCCCGUGACUUUUAUGAAGAACCACUUGACUUUAACGAUAAAGAGUUCAUGGAAAUAAUGAUACUUGAUGGUUGCUUCGUAAUACAACUAGUUCGGAAGUUUAUCGCCCAUUGGGAAAAUGACGAUGACCCCAUAUUGAACGAGGAAAAAGAGGAUGACCCCAUAUUGAACAUGGAUUGCAUGUUCCAAUAUGUAUGUCAUGAUCUUUUGUUAUUAGAAAAUCAGCUUCCUUGGUCUGUUCUCAGUUGUUUAUAUCGCUUUACCUUGGGCAAAAGCAACGGUGGACCCCUGUUCGGGUUCAGUGGACUCCUGCUCCGUUUCUUCAGUCCACUAUCCUCGUUGAGGAAAUAUUGCGACUCCUAUAUGCAAGAUCAUAUGAAACCUGACCUGAAGGUUGAUGAGAAUGGAGUUUUGCACAUACUUGAUCUAAUAAGAACUUCCAUUGUUUUCUCAUUCCAACCUUCUAAAUCUUCCAGUAGAAAUGACCAAAAUUAUCUCUGGUGGUUCGCAGAAAAGGAAGAAAAAGAGAUUGGACCGGAAAUUCAGGAAAUUCCUGCAGCAACAGCUCUCUCAGAAGCAGGAGUUAAAUUUGAAAGGGGCUCGGAUAAUAAUCUAAUGAACAUCGAAUUUAAAGAUGGGGUUUUAACAAUUCCAGAACUAGCAGUUGGAGAAUUGACCGAACCAUUAUUCAGGAACCUCAUCGCCUUUGAGCAGUGCUAUCAUGGUCGUUCUCAGCAAAUAACAUCUUACGCCGUUUUCAUGGAUAAACUCAUCAAUUCCGACAAGGAUAUAAAGCUUCUUUCUGAGAAAAAAAUCUUAGCUAACUGGCUGAGCGUCGAAGAUGGUUCUAACUUCUUUAACAAGCUUUACAUUGACACCAUUGUCAAAGAGUUCCACUAUGACAAACUCUGCGCUGAAGUGAAUAAAUAUUAUCAGGUUGGAUGGCACAAGCAGUUAGAAAUAUUGACGCGCGACCACUUUGCUAACCCAUGGAAAAUUAUUUCUUUGAUUGCAGGAAUUAUCCUUCUGGUUCUCACCUUAUUGCAGACCAUAUUUACUAUUUCUCAAUAGUUUUCUCUCCUCAGUAUGUAGUUGUUAAGAAUAAGUGUCACGAAAUAAAUGUUUGUAUUAGUUUAGAAUAUUUGAAUUCGAAUCCCUCUCUUUCAAGAUUA